AUUAAUGGAGAUAUUUCAAAGUUCAGUGAUGCUGCUGGUAGUCUCUCUUGUUGUUGUUGUGGGAUUAAUAUUAUCAAUAGUAUAUGCAUGGAAAGUGUUGAAUUGGGUGUGGUUUAGGCCAAGAAACCUUGAAAAAUGGCUCAGACAAUUGGGUUUCGAAGGGAAUUCUUACAGGGUUUUGUUUGGUGAUUCUAAAGAAAUGAGCAACAUGAUUAAAGAAGCCAAAUCCAAACCCAUCUCUGCUUUCUCCAAUGAUAUUGUUGCUAGAGUUAUUCCUGCAAUCCAUCAUGCUGUCAGCAUGUACGGUGAGAAGUGCAUCCUAUGGUUUGGUCCAAAACCAGCAGUACUUGUAACAGACACAGAACUUAUAAGGGAGAUUCUGUCGAAAAGCUACGUUUUUCAGAAGAAUUCAAACCCGUUAGGCCGACAGCUGGCACGAGGAGUAGCAACCUACGAAACCGAUAAAUGGGCCAAGCACAGAAGACUCAUAAAUCCUGCUUUUCAACCAGACAAAAUCAAGCAAAUGCUUCCGUCGUUUUACUUGAGUUGUUGCGAUAUGUUGAGCAAAUGGGAAGAGAAAUUGGCCAAGGAAGGAUCUUCGGAAGUGGAUGUGUGGCCUUAUCUUCAGACACUGACGAGCGAUGCAAUUUCGAGAACUGCGUUUGGAAGUAGCUAUGAAGAAGGAAGAAAGAUAUUCGAACUUCAAAAGGAACAAGCCGAGCUUAUCAUGCAGGCCGUUCAGUCUAUUAAUUUUCAAAUCCCCGGAUGGAGGUUUUUACCUACAAAGAUGAACAUAAGGAUGAAGCAAAUUGUGAAGGAAGUGGAGUCCUCGAUUCGUGGCAUUAUCGAUAAGAGAAUGAAGGAAAUGGAAGCAAGGGAAGGUAGCUAUAGUAGUGAUGACUUAUUGGGUAUUUUAUUGGAUUCCAAUUUUAGGGAAAUCAAACAAAAUGGCAACAAAUUCGGAAUGAGUCUAGACGAGGUUAUUGAGGAGUGCAAACUUUUCUACUUUGCUGGACAAGAGACGACAUCGUCCUUGCUUGUGUGGACGAUGAUUUUAUUGAGUAAGCAUUCGGAUUGGCAGUCUCGUGCCAGAGAGGACGUUCUACAAACUUUUGGGACAAGAAAACCCGAUUUUCAAGAGUUAAAUCACCUCAAAAUAGUAACCAUGAUUCUACACGAGGUAUUAAGGUUGUAUCCAGCGGGGGUCAAUCUUGGCCGUACAACUCGCAAGGAGACUCCAUUAGGAAAGUCAACCCUACCGGCCGGAGUCCAACUCAUCCUGCCAGUUCUCCUACUUCACCACGACAGCAAAAUGUGGGGCGACGAUGCAAAGGAAUUCGAUCCCAACAGAUUCAGUGAAGGCGUUUCGAAGGCAACGAAUGGGAAGCUCUCGUAUUUCCCGUUUGGUUGGGGUCCGAGAAUAUGCUUAGGCCAGAGCUUUGCAAUUUUGGAGGCUAAAAUGGCGCUUGCUAUGAUAUUACAGCGUUAUUCUUUCCAGCUUUCUCCGUCGUAUUCGCAUGCUCCGUAUACUGUUAUUACGCUGCAGCCUCAACACGGUGCACACUUAAUUCUAACCAAGCUAUUGUAGGGUUAAGACUUAAGAGAGUCGAUAUAUGUUUGGAUGUCGAACGGCUAAUAACUUACUAUUGGAAAUGUUGCUUAGCUUGGCUUUGUGUGUUUUUAUUGAUGUGUGUAAAUUACUUGAUGAACAAAAUAUGUCAGUUUGCUGCAACAUUUUUGGUGUAUAAAUGUUGGGCUUGAAAGAGAAAUGGCAAAUUGAACUUUUGGGA
Messenger RNA from Erythranthe guttata (spotted monkey flower), 1790 nucleotides. Its product is annotated as cytochrome P450 CYP72A219. The record is from RefSeq and is a predicted model, not a curated record. Gene Ontology annotation, molecular function: oxidoreductase activity, acting on paired donors, with incorporation or reduction of molecular oxygen; heme binding; monooxygenase activity. NCBI's taxonomy places the organism in Eukaryota, Viridiplantae, Streptophyta, Magnoliopsida, Lamiales, Phrymaceae.